AUGGGGCCUUCACCCUGGCAAGGAAUUUGGCGGAAAAAUCUUAGCUUGCUAGAAAAGGCUGGUCCAGGUGGCAUUCCAAAAGAAACGGCAGCAGGGGUAUUGCAGGGAGGUUGUGCAAUAAAGCCAGGGAUCCCGAGUGCUCAACAAAGUCGCAUCACGGUACUACGUAGUCAUGACCGGAGUUGGAAUCGGACGGAUCCGAGUCAUUUGACAGACCCACGUGGAUAUCGCGCGCUCCGGCAGUCCCCUACUUAUCUUGCUAUCGGCGACGUUACAUCAUGGCCCACUGCGGAUGCAGGCAACGGCUUUUAUCAACGCAAGAGCCGCACUAGGCACGCAUAUUUUCCACUGCCGGUGCGACGUCAAGUACCGUUGUCGGCCAAUGGCGCGUCUCGGACGACAAUUGUCCAGGAGACGUUCGAGUUGACGAUUGUGGUUUUCCAGGCUUCAGUCUUGUAAUUGCUGAACAGGAUGGCUAUCAACUGUCUGCGGCUGCAAAAACCUUACUGCCAUCUUCUUCAGGGACUUGUCAGGUUCAUACCGGCGUCUCCACUAGCGAUAUUCAACAAAAUACGGGCAAACUCUUCCCCCCCGAGUUUGCCCCCCGAGGAGAUCUACGGUCACGGCUUCCUGUGACCAGAAGAAUCCUUCUUCCGGUUUCAACUCGUCAUAUUGCGCUAUUUUAACCUGGUCCGUGAGAGAAGUUUGCUCCACGGCUGAUCCUGCGCUGGCUGGUCAGCGCUGCCGUGACGGAGGCCAUCCCCACAUAGUCC
Molecule: messenger RNA, 773 nt
Organism: Ilyonectria robusta
Lineage: Eukaryota; Fungi; Ascomycota; Sordariomycetes; Hypocreales; Nectriaceae
Exons: 2
Coding region: 1-459 (152 amino acids)
Source: RefSeq, a predicted model, not a curated record